UGUUAUAGUUUUGCUGCUGGACUCCUCCCUCCCUCCCCCCACCCCAUCAGGAUGGUAUGAGACUUGAAAGAAGACGAUGCAUACAGGAGGAGAGACUUCAGCAUGCAAACCUUCAUCUGUUCGGCUUGCACCGUCAUUUUCAUUCCAUGCUGCUGGCCUUCAGAUGGCUGGACAGAUGCCCCAUUCACAUCAGUACAGUGACCGUCGCCAGCCAAACAUAAGUGACCAACAGGUCUCUGCCUUAUCUUAUUCUGACCAGAUUCAGCAACCUCUAACUAACCAGGUGAUGCCUGAUAUUGUCAUGUUACAGAGGCGGAUGCCCCAAACCUUCCGUGACCCCGCAACUGCUCCUCUGAGAAAACUUUCUGUUGACUUGAUCAAAACAUACAAGCAUAUUAAUGAGGUCUACUAUGCAAAGAAGAAGCGGCGGCACCAGCAGGGCCAGGGAGACGACUCCAGCCACAAGAAGGAGCGGAAGGUCUACAACGACGGCUACGACGACGACAACUACGACUACAUCGUGAAGAACGGCGAGAAGUGGAUGGACCGCUACGAGAUCGACUCCCUCAUUGGCAAAGGCUCCUUCGGACAGGUUGUGAAGGCAUAUGAUCGUGUGGAGCAAGAAUGGGUUGCCAUUAAAAUAAUAAAGAACAAGAAAGCUUUCCUGAAUCAGGCCCAGAUAGAAGUUCGACUUCUUGAGCUCAUGAACAAACACGAUACUGAAAUGAAAUACUACAUAGUGCAUUUGAAACGCCACUUUAUGUUUCGAAACCAUCUCUGUUUAGUUUUUGAAAUGCUGUCCUACAACCUCUAUGAUUUGUUGAGGAACACCAAUUUCCGAGGUGUCUCUUUGAACCUCACACGGAAAUUUGCACAGCAGAUGUGCACUGCCCUGCUUUUCCUCGCGACUCCAGAGCUUAGUAUCAUUCACUGUGACCUAAAACCUGAGAAUAUCCUUCUUUGCAACCCCAAACGCAGUGCAAUCAAGAUUGUUGAUUUUGGCAGUUCUUGUCAACUGGGGCAGAGGAUAUACCAGUAUAUUCAGAGUCGCUUUUAUCGGUCCCCAGAGGUGCUACUGGGCAUGCCUUAUGACCUUGCUAUCGACAUGUGGUCCCUGGGCUGUAUUCUGGUUGAGAUGCACACUGGGGAGCCUCUGUUCAGCGGCGCCAAUGAGGUAGAUCAGAUGAAUAAAAUAGUGGAAGUCCUGGGUAUUCCACCUGCUCAUAUUCUUGACCAAGCACCAAAAGCAAGAAAGUUCUUUGAGAAGUUGCCAGAUGGCACUUGGAACUUAAAGAAGACCAAAGAUGGAAAACGGGAGUAUAAGCCACCAGCAACCCGUAAACUCCAUAAUAUUCUUGGAGUAGAAACAGGAGGGCCUGGCGGGCGUCGUGCUGGGGAGUCGGGUCACACGGUAGCUGACUACUUGAAGUUCAAAGACCUCAUUUUAAGGAUGCUUGAUUAUGACCCCAAAACUCGAAUUCAACCUUACUACGCCCUGCAGCACAGUUUCUUCAAGAAGACAGCCGACGAGGGCACAAACACCAGUAACAGCGUGUCCACGAGCCCCGCCAUGGAGCAGUCCCAGUCCUCGGGCACCACCUCCAGCACCUCGUCCAGCUCAGGUGGAUCGUCAGGGACGAGCAACAGUGGAAGAGCCAGGUCGGACCCAACGCACCAGCAUCGGCACAGCGGCGGGCACUUCACAGCUGCUGUCCAGGCCAUGGACUGUGAAACCCACAGUCCCCAGGUGCGUCAGCAAUUCCCUGCCCCCCUCGCUUGGUCAGGCACUGAAGCUCCUACUCAAGUCACUGUUGAAACCCAUCCCGUUCAAGAAACGACCUUCCAUGUAGCCCCUCAGCAGAACGCACUGCAUCAUCACCAUGGGAACAGCUCCCACCACCACCACCACCACCACCACCACCACCACCACCAUGGACAAGCCUUGGGUAACCGGACCAGGCCAAGGGUCUACAAUUCUCCAACGAAUAGCUCCUCUACCCAGGAUUCUAUGGAGGUUGGCCAUAGUCACCACUCCAUGACUUCCCUGUCUUCCUCAACUACUUCUUCCUCCACAUCUUCCUCCUCUACUGGUAAUCAAGGCAAUCAGGCCUACCAGAACCGCCCGGUGGCUGCUAAUACCUUGGACUUUGGACAGAAUGGAGCUAUGGACGUUAAUUUAACCGUCUACUCCAACCCCCGCCAAGAGACUGGCCUAGCCGGACACCCAACAUACCAAUUUUCCGCUAACACAGGUCCUGCACAUUACAUGACUGAAGGACAUCUGACAAUGAGGCAAGGGGCGGAUCGAGAGGAGUCCCCCAUGACGGGAGUUUGUGUGCAACAGAGUCCUGUAGCUAGCUCGUGACUAAAUUGAAACUUGAGUUUGUUUCUUGUGUGUUUUUAUAGAAGUGGUGUUUUUUUUCCAAAAAAAAACAAAGUGCAAAGCUGCUUGAAUCAGAAGGAGAUGAACACACUGAACCGCUACAAGAGGGCAAAGCUGACUUUUUUUUAACUUGAAAAGAUUGCAGAGGGACAGUGAAGUUUUUAAAAGAGCCAUGUCCAAGCCCAUCUUCACGGAUAGCUCGGAGGGUCCUCUCUUUGCCUCCCCAUUUCAACUCGCCACAGCCCAGUCAUAGUGGGGUUUUUUUGGUCUUUCUAGUCCACAAAAGUUACUGUUCAGAUGUUGGCCUUGGUCACCUGCCGACUAGUUUCCCAAAGGCGCUGCACACGGUGUGCAUCAAGGGCCCCGGGAGGGGCUUUCCUUUCUUAUUUUCUUUUUUUUGGGGGGGGGGGGGGGGUUCCGUUUUGUUUGGGGGGGUGGGAGAUUUGGGUUUUUAAGUCCUAAACACACUUGGGCACGGAAAUGCAGUGCUGUAAGGAAGAGGGACCUCCAGCUUGCACAAGCAUCACCUCCAGCUGUACGGAAGGGUCGGUCGUGUGGGCCCGUGAGGCGCCGGAGCGUGCUGAGUGGCGGGGUCAGGACUCCUGUCUGGGCCUACCGGCGAGCCAAGCGGCAGUCACGGGGAUCCGGCGGCUUCCUGUGGUCGAGGCCACGGCGCAGUAGCGGUGGAGCGAGACUGGCCUCCUGACAGAGGUGCACUGAGAGGCAAUCACGGGUCGGGCGCGGCCAGUCCCGGGAGGCCUGAGUGGUGGUCUUUGGGGUGACCUUUGGCCUUAUGGAUUGGACUCGACAUGAGAAGAGCCUACCAUUUCAGAUGCAAUCACUCUUGGACAUGCUUUCGCAGACAGUCCUUAAUGCUGAAAACACAGAGAAUGGGUAAUUCAAGAGGCCUUUCUUUUAAAUAGACUUCGGUGACCCACUAAUUGUAAGGUAUUGCAAGGUCACUUUGCGUGUGUCAUAAAGUUGACUUCCUUAUUGGUUGAAGGUCACAGAAGUAGUGGUUUGCUUUGAUGGAAAUAGCUACAGCUGUGUCCCUUCCUGCUUUUUACUUUUUUCUUUUGCUUUUUCUCAGCACGUGGUAUCUCCACCAUUUCUUCUGCACAAAGAUGUCUUCUGUUCAUCCUGAACAUUUUUAAAAAAUGCAGAAUUUUAUGUGACUGCUUUUUUGCCUCACAAUUAUGCUGUGAAUUUUACAAAAAUUUAUUUUCUUUUUUGAUAAUUUAUUGUACCAAAGCUGUUUUUAUAGCACAUAGAUGUCUGUAACCAAUAAUGUAGCAGUUCUGCACUUUGACACAAGGCGUAACUAGACCAUUUUAAAUGUCAGUUGAGAAUUAUGGCUGUACUAUUGCUUAAACAAAACUGGAACUGCUGUUGAACCCAUAGCCAACCCACUUACAGCACUCUGUGUACUGAACAUGUAGAGCGCCACCUAACUCGAGAUCACGACAUCUGCUCCAUUCUCGGUGUGCUCAGGCUUCUGAGGUAAAGGGACACUGGAUGCAGGCGCUGCGGACCCAGCAGCCGACUCUUGUUUUCCUGACUAGCCUCCUCGCGAGCGCGCAGGCGGGUCCUCGCCGCACGCUCAGGUCCGGAGGGCGAGCGGGAGUGAAGCAUCAGGUCGCGCGUGACCUGAGGUGAAGGCUGGUGUUUGACAAACAGGUGCCUAGUUUUGAGAUGAUGCUGCCUUAAUGUAACACAGUCUGGCAGUCGCUAAAUUUGUGUUCCCAUUUAAACUGACCAAUUUGAGGGCGUUACACUUUUGAGUGGUUGAAUUGGGAGAAUGAAGAGAAGUGAUUUUUACCUGUCCAGGAUCAAAAGAAGCCUAGAAAAGAAGCAGUAAUCUACCUCUGCCGUAACCUGUCAGAACACUCAGCAGAACACCACAGUACUCUAGAUUGGUCGAUUCUAUGUGGCUGACGAGGCCAUUUUUUUCUGAUCAAAAGCAGGUUUUUAUAUGUAAACAGUGACAGAAGAAAGGCUUAAACCUCUGUGAAUGUGAAUGGAAACUUGGAAAUACUCGUUUUUAUAAACCACACAUUUUUUUUGUUGUUAAUCAGGAAAUCCAUAUUUAUUUUGUAAUUAAAUGUCAAGCCUGUGGAUGACUUAAACUUGGUAGUUCCUGAAGGUUUCCCGUGAAUAAAAGGAUGUCAUCUGGAGAAUAGCAACAUCGAGAGGGAUCCACUACUUACUGCUGUCUCGGGAUCUAAGGUUAAGAGAGUCUAUGGGUCAGGUCAUUUUUUUCUGUGCUGGUUGCCACAUCUUAGCAAGCACCAAAAAAAAAUAAAAAGCCGUUUUUAAACCGCUGCUCACAUAAAGGGAAUCAUAAGCCCAGUGCGCUGCAUACUGUGUUAUGUUACAGUCCAGUUUUGUGCUUUACUACACGGUUUGGUUACAGGACUUCUGUGCAUUGUAAACAUAAGCAGCAUGGAAAAGGUGAAAUACCUGUGUGCAGAUGUAAGAUCUGGUCCGGACUUGCUGUGUAUAUUGUAACGUUAAAUGAAAAAGAACCCCUUUGUAUUAUAGUCAUGCGGUCUUAUGUAUGAUAAACAGUUGAAUAAUUUGUCCUCAGACUCUUUACUAUGCUUUUUUAAAAUUAAUUUAAGAAAUAUGUAAACAGAGUAAAAUCUUCCUAUGCAA
Molecule: messenger RNA, 5038 nt
Organism: Condylura cristata (star-nosed mole)
Lineage: Eukaryota; Metazoa; Chordata; Mammalia; Eulipotyphla; Talpidae
Gene: DYRK1A
Product: dual-specificity tyrosine-(Y)-phosphorylation regulated kinase 1A
Exons: 11
Coding region: 77-2365 (762 amino acids)
Biological process (GO): protein autophosphorylation; peptidyl-threonine phosphorylation; positive regulation of DNA-templated transcription
Cellular component (GO): nucleus
Molecular function (GO): protein serine/threonine/tyrosine kinase activity; transcription coactivator activity; protein serine/threonine kinase activity
Source: RefSeq, a predicted model, not a curated record